This is a messenger RNA of Nerophis lumbriciformis (worm pipefish), 2856 nucleotides long. Lineage: Eukaryota; Metazoa; Chordata; Actinopteri; Syngnathiformes; Syngnathidae. The record is from RefSeq and is a predicted model, not a curated record.
AUGCUUCCGACUCAGCCGCAUUACAAGGAGCACGGCGGGAAGCGAGGAGAUGACAAGAGACGGGAACCAGGAGAUGAACUGUUGAUUCAAGCUCCGGGGCGGCCCACGUGGCCGGGAUGCCACUGCGUGCCGUGCCAGUCGGCCGUGGACGCUGAGGUCCAGGAGGAGGGGGCCGAGUGCAGGAGGCUGAGGGGGGGCAGCCCGCACCAGGCCGGGGACAUGAACCUCUGCUGGAACGAGAUCAAACGCAAGUCGCACAGCAUCCGGGUGCGAAUCGAAGCCAUCUCCGACAAUAGCGGAAAGCUUCAGCUCUCCCUCCAGGAGAUAAUCGAAUGGCUGACAGCGAAGGACGAGGAGCUGUCAGAGCAAAUGCCCAUUGGAGGCGACGUGGGCGCCGUGCAGCACCAGAGGGAGUGCCACCAGGCUUUCAUGGAAGAUGUCAAGUCUCGAGGGCCAUUCAUCUACUCAGUGUUGGAGUCUGCCCAGUCAUUCCUGGCUCAGCAUCCCUUCCAGGAACCAGAGGAGACACUGGCAGAAGGAAAAGAGGUGUCACCCCGUCGGCGGAUUCUGAACGUUAGCCGUUCCGUUUGGAAGCAGGCCAAUGUGACGAGCGACCUGUGGGAGAAGCUGACGGCGCGUUGUGUGGAUAGACACAGACACAUGGAAAGGACUUUGGAGCGUCUCCUCCAGAUCCAGGCGGUGAUGGAGGAGCUAGCGGUGGCUCUGGAGCAGGCGGAGGGAGUGAGGGAUGCCUGGGAGCCUGUAGGUGACCUCUUCAUCGAUGCCCUGCAGGACCACAUUGAUGCCACCAAGCUCUUCAAGCAGGAACUAAUGCAAGUGAAGGAAGGAAUGAAGCACAUCAACGACCUGGCACACCAGCUGGCCAUUUCCGACGUCCAUUUGUCCAUGGAAAACGCUCGCGCUCUGGAGCACCUCAAUAACAGAUGGAAAUUGCUUCAGAAUUCUAUUGAGGAGAGGUUAAAGCAGCUUCAGGACGCACACCGAGAUUUUGGUCCUGGAUCGCAGCACUUCCUGUCAAGUUCAGUGCAGAUACCAUGGGAGCGUGCCAUCUCCCCUAACAAAGUGCCAUAUUAUAUCAACCAUCAGGCACAGACCACAUGCUGGGACCACCCAAAGAUGACUGAACUGUACCAAGCGCUUUCGGAAUUGAACAACAUCAAAUUCUCGGCGUACAGAACGGCCAUGAAGCUGCGGCGGGUUCAGAAGGCUCUGAGACUGGAUUUAGUCGCGCUGAGCAACCUUUCUGAGGUGUUCCGGGAACAGGAGCUACAACAAGCGGAGCACGUUUUGGAUGUAGUGGACGUCAUCCACGGCCUGACAGCACUCUACGAGAGGCUAGAGGAGGAGAGGACUGUCCUAGUCAACAUUCCGCUCUGUGUGGACAUGUGUCUCAACUGGCUACUAAACGUCUAUGACAGCGCUCGCAAUGGCAAGAUGCGCGUGCUGAGCUUCAAGAUGGGCCUGGUGAGCUUGUGCAACGCCGAUGUCCAGGAGAAAUACAAAUACUUAUUCCGUCAAGUGUCCGGCACGGGAUCUUUGACGGACCAACGUCACCUCAGCCUGCUGCUCCACGAGGCCAUCCAAAUCCCCCGCCAAUUGGGCGAAGUUGCCGCUUUCGGGGGUAGCAACGUGGAGCCCAGCGUCCGAAGCUGCUUCCGCAUGGCCUCAGGAAAACCUGCCAUUGAGGUAUCUCACUUCCUAGAAUGGAUGAGUUUGGAGCCUCAGUCCAUGGUUUGGCUUCCUGUUCUCCACCGGGUGACUGCGGCCGAGUCCACCAAGCACCAGGCCAAAUGUUAUAUCUGCAAACAAUGUCCCAUCAAGGGCUUCAGGUAUCGCAGUUUAAAGCAGUUCAACGUGGACAUCUGCCAGACAUGUUUUCUAACCGGACGCACCACCAAGGGCAAGAAGCUACACUACCCCAUCAUGGAGUACUACACCCCAACGACUUCAGGGGAGAAGAUGAGGGACUUCGCCAAGACUCUGAAGAACAAGUUCAGAUCAAAGCAGUACUUCACCAAGCACCCUCAGAGAGGUUACCUGCCCGUUCAAUCUGUGCUGGAGGCUGACAGCUCGGAGACGCCGUGCUCGUCCCCUAAGCUGCCCCAUGCAGACACGCACAGCAGGAUUGAGCAUUAUGCCAGCAGAUUGGCGGAGAUGGAGAACCAGAAUUGUUCCUUCUUCACGGACAGCCUUUCUCCUGAUGAAAGUCUAGAUGAAGAUCAGUACCUCCUGCGUCACCCUAGCCCAGCCCUGGAGCAUGACUCCCCCUGCGGCCAGCACAUGUUGUUGGCCCACCUGGAGCACCAGGACAAGGAGCAGCUCCAGUGCACCCUUGCCCGCCUGGAGAAUGAAAACAGGGUGCUCCAGAGCGAGUACCGGCGCCUCAAAUGGAAACAUGAGGAAGCGGCAUCGCUCCCAAUGCUGACCGAGGCGGGUGAGAGCGGGCCGGGGUCACCGCUCGCCGGGGGACCACAGGACGAGGAGCUGCUGGCCGAGGCGCGCGUCCUGCGGCAGCACAAGACGCGGCUGGAGACACGUAUGCAGAUAUUGGAGGACCACAACAAGCAGUUGGAGUCACAGCUACGAAGGCUAAGAGAGCUUUUGCUUCAGCCCAAAGAAGAUUCCGAGGCCAACGGAUCAGAACCCUCAACAUUGUCCUCUCCUGUGUCUGGAGGGGGGCAUCACGGCGGUGCGGUCAGCAGGGACACCACAGACACGGAAGCAGCAGGCGAUGACACGGAGCACGAGCAGGACACGGUGCUUCAGCUGCAGGAGGUCAUCGAGCAGCUGAGAAACGUCUUCCCGUCUGAACCAGGCACGACGUCUCAUAUCUAA